Molecule: messenger RNA, 1666 nt
Organism: Vigna unguiculata (cowpea)
Lineage: Eukaryota; Viridiplantae; Streptophyta; Magnoliopsida; Fabales; Fabaceae
Product: serine carboxypeptidase-like 34
Source: RefSeq, a predicted model, not a curated record
CUUCCUUAUUUAAACCCAUACAAGUUUCUGAGGAAAACAUAUCAGUUAUGGUGUUGUUCCCACUUAUUUCCAAUAUUCUUAUUCUUCUUCUUUUGUUUUUCACCAAAGAAGCUUUAGCUGUGUCAAAGCUUUCAGUAACUGAUUAUGAUAACUAUCUUAGCCGGGAAAUAGUGGCAGAACGAGAAGCUGAUAGAGUUUAUGGAUUACCAGGGCAACCACCAGUGAAAUUCAAACAAUAUGCAGGUUAUAUCACUGUCAAUGAAACUCAUGGAAGAGCACUCUUUUAUUGGUUCUUUGAAGCCACUCACAAACCAGAAGAAAAACCUGUUCUAUUGUGGCUCAAUGGAGGCCCAGGUUGUUCCUCAAUUGGUUAUGGAGAAGCAGAGGAGUUAGGACCCUUCUUUCCUCAGGACAGUUUCCACCCAAAGCUAAAGUUGAACCCUUACUCAUGGAACAAAGCUGCCAAUCUUUUGUUUUUGGAAAGCCCUGUUGGGGUGGGAUUCUCCUACACCAACACCAGCAGUGAUUUGGAUGAGCUUGGUGACGCCAUUACUGCUAAAGAUUCACACACCUUCAUAGUCAAGUGGUUUCGGAGAUUUCCACAAUUCAGAUCACACGAGUUCUACAUUGCUGGCGAAAGUUAUGGAGGGCACUACGUUCCACAACUGUCGGAGCUCAUUUUCGAUCACAAUCGCAAUCGUGCCAAGAAAGACUACAUCAACUUCAGAGGAUUCAUGAUUGGAAAUGCAGCAUUGGACUACGAAACAGAUCAAAAGGGUUUGGUGGAGUAUGCCUGGGAUCAUGCAGUGAUAUCUGAUGAAUUAUACCAUAACAUUACAACCAGAUGCAAUUUCAAACUUCAAAAUCAAACAGAUGAAUGCAUCGACGAUCUGUCUAAUUUCUCCGUAGCGUAUGACGUUAUUGACAUGUAUAGCUUGUACACUCCCACAUGUCUCAACAGCAUCAGCAGCAACACAGCCCCUGUCGUCAGAGGCACAACCUCAGAAACUUUUUCCAAAAUUAAUAAGUGGCAUAGAAAAGCAGAGGGAUAUGAUCCAUGUGCAUCCGAUUACACUGGAUUUUACCUAAACAGGCCAGAAGUCCAAAGGGCACUACAUGCCAAUGUCACCAAACUCUCCUAUCCAUGGACUCAUUGCAGUAGCCUCAUGGGACCUUGGAAAGAUUCACCACUGUCCAUCCUUCCUGUCAUCAAGAAGCUUGUUGCUGGUGGUCUUCGCAUUUGGGUUUACAGUGGAGAUACCGAUGGAGCAGUUCCUGUGACUGGAACAAGAUACACUCUGAAAAAGUUGGGGCUCAAGAUUGUUGAAGAUUGGACUCCCUGGUAUACUAGCAAACAGGUUGGGGGAUGGAGAACGAUUUACGAUGGUCUUACUUUUGUGACCAUAAGAGGUGCUGGCCAUCAGGUUCCAACCUACACUCCCAAACCAGCUCUGCAACUGCUACGACACUUCCUUGCAAAUAAGAAAUUACCUUCUCAUCCUAUUUAAUCAUUUUUUUUCUUCAUUUAUCUUUUCGAUUGUGUUUCAUAAUAAGAUUUUAAGUUUCUUAAACAGUGUUUUAUGUAGUAGCUAUGUGUUAUUGUUUUUUUUUAUUACGUAAAUAUCAAUCACAUACAAUCAAUCAAUAUACAAGAACAACCGUUUGU